UGCUCGACGGCCCAGUCUCCGGUUUCACACUUCCAGGUUCCUUGAGAUGACCAGUCUGCUUCGGGACGAGGGGGGCGGAAGAACCAACAUGCCUCAAUGCGCUUCUCUUCCAUCCAAAGCCUUCUCUUCCGGCUAGUUAUUGUUAGGCUCGCCAAUUGUGCGACCAACUGAUACAAACCCGAACGUGUGCAGCUGAGCUUCGGUACCGAGGACGAGCUCCUCAACGCUUGUCCCACCAACCUAACCUUGGCCAUGGUCACAGGGCUGAGCUCCCUACUGGUCGAGUCGCUGACCCCAGGUCGAAUUGUUGCCGCUGUCUUUCUCUUCACCCUCAGCUCCUUUAUCGUCGACUUCACAUGGAAGCCCCGGUACAACAACUCGCUCCCCAGAGUCGGAUGCGGUAACGGUCUCUUGGGGACCCUUCAAAACUGGUUCUACUUCGUGACACGCUAUCACUGCUGGGUUUCUGAAGGUUACGAGAAGUACUCCAAAGAUGGCCGCGCCUUUCUCGUCCCCUCGGCCCCGAGCCGUCCGCAAGAAAUCGUCGUGCCCCGCCCCCAGACCUCUUGGAUGCUCGAGCUCCCUGAUCGCGUCCUAUCAACGAAGGAGGCCCACCGAGAUGCCCUGCACAACGACUACCAGUUCUUCGGCGUCGAUGACCAGUUUCCUAUUCAAACGAUCCACAAACACCUGGCUCGCAAUAUCGCGGGGCUCAUCCCUGGUGUGCAGGAGGAAGUCCACGGUGCGAUAGAUGCCACAUUUGGACACGAUACGGAAAACUGGAAGUCGUUGAGCCUGUGGGAGGCUUGGUUAGGGAUCGUUCCGCGUGUGACGAACCGAAUCGUUGUCGGGGCCCCCCUAUGCCGAAAUGAGGAGUUCCUCAGCGCUCAAGUCGCCUUCGCCGACGAUGUCGUCCGCAACAGUUUCAUAUUGGACAUGUUCCCCCGCAUCUUCCGGCCGCUCGUCGCCCCAUUUGUCGUUCUCCCCAACUGGUGGCACUGGCGCAAGUCAUACCUCCUCGCCAAACCCGUCAUCGAGCAGCGCCUCUCCGACAUGACGCGCAAAGCCUCAGGGACCGACGCCGCCUACGAUGACUGGCAACCGCCCGAGGACAUGAUCACCUGGCUGAUCCGGAAAGCCCAAGCGGACAACCUCGGCGCCGAGCUCAACGUGGAGAUGCUCUCCAAGCGCCUCCUCCCGGUCGAAUUCGCCGCCAUCCACACGACGGUCAUCACCGGCUUCAAUCUUCUCCUCGACCUCCUCGCCUCCGACCCCGCCCUCGGAUACCUCGACACCAUCCGCGAGGAAACCGCCCGCGUCUUCGCCGAGGAGAACGGCGCCUGGACGAAACAGGGGCUCGCCCGCCUGCACCGCACCGACAGCGCCAUCAAGGAGAGCAUGCGCUUCAGCCACUUCUCCCGCGCCCUCACCCAGCGGAAAGUGGUUGCGCCCGGGGGCGUGACCAACCCCGCCGAGGGCUGGCACGCGCCCUACGGCGCCCUGCUGAUGCUGGACCUGGCGGGCACCCACCGCGAUCCGGCGCUGUACGACGAGCCGGACAGGUACGAUGCCUGGCGGUUUUCGCGCGAGAAGGAGGCCUACGAGGCGAAGGCGGCGGGUGAGAGGGGGGAUGCGGAGGAGGCGAUGCGGAUUAUGCGGCUGGGCAUGGUCACGACGAGUCCGGAGUAUUUGCCUUUCAGCCAUGGGAGGCACGCGUGUCCUGGGCGGUUCUUUGUGGCGCAUGAGCUCAAGAUGGUCUUGGCUUAUCUGCUGCACAACUAUGAUAUCAAACCCUUGGCUGAGAAGCCGGAGGGGAUGUGGCUUGGGUCGAAUCUCAUACCUGCGGUGCAGACCAAAAUCGAGAUCAGGAGGCGGAAGGAGACGGUUUGAUGUGUAUGUAUAUGAUGUAUAGUGUGAUCGGUAAACAAAGUGGCAUCGGUGGACGGGUAGAAAGGAUAGACAGCAUACAGCUUGAGCCCUUACUA
Chaetomium fimeti is the source of this 1985-nucleotide messenger RNA. RefSeq names its product cytochrome P450. Gene Ontology annotation, molecular function: monooxygenase activity; heme binding; iron ion binding. The transcript is spliced from 3 exons. NCBI's taxonomy places the organism in Eukaryota, Fungi, Ascomycota, Sordariomycetes, Sordariales, Chaetomiaceae. The record is from RefSeq and is a predicted model, not a curated record. Bases 253 to 1890 code for a protein of 545 amino acids.